This is a messenger RNA of Entamoeba invadens IP1, 662 nucleotides long. RefSeq lists its product as hypothetical. Lineage: Eukaryota; Evosea; Mastigamoebida; Endamoebidae. The record is from RefSeq and is a predicted model, not a curated record. The transcript has a single exon. The annotation marks the transcript as partial.
AAAGUGACAACUCUGAGAUUGAGAAGUUGGAAGAACGAGAGACGAGUGAUUCUGAAAAUGAAGAAGAAAGUGAAGGACGCGGAACGAAGCCUAUAUAUAAGGCUCAAACGAAAGAGGAAACUCAACGGAACAAAACAAAAAAGUUAAAGAAGAAGAAAAAAGAGAAAGCCGUUCCGUUCAUUGAUGAUCGUGAAGAAAUCGACGAAAUUGAUAAUGAAGCGAGUGACCAAUCAAAUGAAGAAGAAAGUUCUGAUGAUGAGAAUGACGAAAUGUCGAAUGUAUAUGAGAUGAGUGAAAACGAGAAGUGUGAAAACAACGAGGAUGAGAAUUCAAUGUCAAAUGUAUUUGAAGAGAGUGACGUUGACGAGAAUGAAAAUAAUGAACGUAUCGAAGAUAUGGAAAUUGACGAGGACGAGAUGGAAGAACGGAAAGAGAUGGAAGAAAAGGAACAAAUUGAUAAAAAAGAUGAUAAAAGUGAUGAAGAGUUGGAACAAGCACCAAUUGUGUUUCCAAAAAACAAAAAGAAAAAAAGAACGCUGAUAAUGCCUUGGAAUCCACAUCAAAACGACGAAGUGGAAAACGAAGAGUCCGAUGACAAUGACGAAUUUCAGGAAAAACCACUCAAGUCAAGACUAAGGAAAAGGCCAAGUAAAAGGGGGUGA